Messenger RNA from Fusarium graminearum PH-1, 315 nucleotides. RefSeq lists its product as uncharacterized. The record is from RefSeq and is a predicted model, not a curated record. Bases 1 to 315 code for a protein of 104 amino acids. The transcript is spliced from 3 exons. Lineage: Eukaryota; Fungi; Ascomycota; Sordariomycetes; Hypocreales; Nectriaceae.
AUGAGAUCACCGGUCUUUUACGCCGCACUCUGGCUUGUCUGUGCCACUGCUCUAACUAUCCCCAACGUUCUUGAACGGAUCGAGGGUAAAUUGCCGUCAAGAUCAAGAGCUGCCCUUCCACCGAAAUACUUUCUGCCAAGAGAACACCAGCACUAUGAUCUCAAGUAUUUCGACGAGGCUCUGGAGCCAGCUGCUCAAAACGCACGUAUCAAGGUCCUCAUGCAGACUUAUCUAGCUACAUUUCGAGAUCUAGGUGUUCAGACAUGGCUGAUGCACGGCUCCCUACUUGGUCAUGCCAUGGGACUUGGAUGCUGA